UAUUAUAAUUAUACAUAAAGUAAAAAUAUACUUGAACUUUACUUAUGUAUACUGAAUAAAAUGUAAUUAUACUUUUCUUUUUUUGUAAGGGUUUGGACAGUUAGCGUGCUUCUAACAGUCAUGUUUAUCUUCAUUUCUUCAGGGCAGAGUGAUACCUUUUUACCUGACAGAAUAAAACUGGAUACGACACAGGCUGAGAUUUCCAAAGAUAACAUUGACUUUCAAAUGAAUGUCAUGUUCAGUGAAGAUUUUGAUAAAGAUGUUGGGUUUGUCCUCUAUGAUAGUGAUCAGUUCUUUCAGUCAAAAAGCUUUCAACCUUCUUUGGAUACCAAAAGAAGAGUAAUAUCUGCUAACCUUCAAGAACAUCUUGGAUUGGACCACAUUGAGUUUGCAUUCACACCAUCGGUUGAUUCCACACUAUCCCUCAACAACUUUGCAUGUGUGUUUUGGAGUUACACUGAAAAUUACUGGAGCCCAGAAGGCUGCUCCAAAAUAUUGAACUCCUCAGGUCAUGUAGUAUGCAGCUGUCAACCGAAAAAUUUUAAAAAUGCAAACUUUGCCAUUCUGAUGGCAUUUGAUAUCAACUAUCAGUAUUCUGAAGCCUUGCAUUGGAUCAGCAUCACCGGCUGCGCUCUGUCUGUACUGGGUCUGUCUGUCACAGCUGUGUACCAAAUCAUAACCAGGAAGUCAAGAGGAGGCAGUCCUACUCUGCUAGUUGUGAACAUCUGCAUCAGCAUGACGGUUUUCUACCUUCUCUUCAUCUUCGGCAUAAACAACCCUGUCCAACAUCUGAGUGUGGCAAAGUUGUCUGGUCAGAACAUAGUUCCCGAGUCAGACCAUCACAAGUACCCAGAUGAGGGUCCCUGUACAGCAUUUACAGCUCUGCUUCAGUACUUCCUGUUGGCCACGUUCACUUGGAACACUCUGUACGGCCUUAAUGUGUUCCUCCUCUUCCAAAAUGGAGCGUCUGGAACACCUCCAUGGUUUCCAAAGGUCUCCCUGGCUAUUGGAUGGGUUCUACCCGCUGUUAUUGUUGGCAUCUCAUUGGGUUCCACCUACAGUGUGAAAGAGCCUUUAGGUUAUCGACAAGAAGAGUUUUGCUGGCUGGCUUCACUGGACGACAAACAGAAGUUCAAUAUGGGAAAACCUAUGUUUUGGGGAUUCUUGCUCCCAUUAAUGCUCAUGCUGCUCUCAAACAUGGCAAUACUGAUGUACUUCUCUCACAACAUAUGCAGGACCAACCCUAAAUUAAACAGUUCACGGAAAACUCCUCUAAAGAAGAAGGUUUUGAGUAGUUUCUCUCUGGCAGUGAUGCUCGGCCUGUCCUGGGUCACCGGCUACAUUUUGAUCAUCACCCGUGAAACAAAUCUCAAACUUAUUCUGAGUGUGGUUUUCUGUCUCUUAAACACAACACAGGGGGUUCAAAUAUUAAUUUUAUUCACUCUGAGGCCAUUUUUAAACUCACACCCAGCAUUUCUGACCAGUCUGUGUGUGUCAAACAUAGGCUUUCGCAGGAAGACUUUCUCUUUAUGGAAAAAUAAGAUACCAGAAAGCAACGAAAGCUACAAAUCCACUGAAUAUGAAUUGGCCUGAUGGGCCAUCAAAGGUAAUAACCUAAAGAUAAUUAUUUUGAGACUUU
This is a messenger RNA of Rhinichthys klamathensis goyatoka, 1639 nucleotides long. RefSeq names its product adhesion G-protein coupled receptor G7-like. The transcript has 9 exons. Gene Ontology annotation, molecular function: G protein-coupled receptor activity. The record is from RefSeq and is a predicted model, not a curated record. The coding region runs from base 121 to 1593 and encodes 490 amino acids. Lineage: Eukaryota; Metazoa; Chordata; Actinopteri; Cypriniformes; Leuciscidae. Gene Ontology annotation, cellular component: membrane. Gene Ontology annotation, biological process: cell surface receptor signaling pathway; adenylate cyclase-activating G protein-coupled receptor signaling pathway.